AUCCAUCGAUGAUUUCUUGAUGGUGUUUGGCUUUGAUUAUAAGAAGAAUCAAGCGUAAAAAAUUGUUUUUGAAUUGGUAUACUCGUAUAAGCAAUCGUGGGAAGUCAAUGAAAUUCAACAUUUGAAAUAUAUCCAGUCUUAUACUUGUGAGAAUGUGCCUAAUGGAAAUUAUUAUGGAUCCAACAACCUAGAAACCCGAAAGUGCAUAUAAGGAUGCAUACCGAUAGCAAGUCGGCACUACUAAUCAUCAUUCGAAAUCGUGGUUGCACACAUGCAUAAAUAUUAUUUCGGAUUAUUUCUAAUUAUUAUCGCGAUGUGUGCCAAAGUGUACACCGCGAAAAAGUGCGAAGGAAAUGGCCUAGGAUUGAAAUAUGUAUGGGGGGAUGCAUUAACAGACUCGCUAGAUUGCAUAGGACCUAAUAAUGUGCAAUAUCCUACAGCCGCGAUAUUGAGAACCUUUAAAAAUCUUUGGGCAAAUGGUCGAACCGCUAGAUAUCACCAGUCUCAAACUACCGAUCCCAAAAUAACGAGACAAGCCCUUCUUCAUAAUUACAAACUCGCACAGGGAGAUUUCUCAAUAACGGGUCAUGCACGAAAUGGACGAGGAUUUUCUGCAAAGGAAAGCUGCGGCUCUCCAAGCAGACUCUGUAAAACAAGGUAUAACACCACAGCACCUAUGUAUGGUGUCAGUUUGACGAGUGGUCAACCAGUGACAAUCGUACAAAAGUUUCCUGAUCUUCUUCAGCAAGUCGUAUUCGAAGUCUGCGAAUCGAAAGAAUGCGAUGUAGUCCAUGGUGAAUGCACGCAAACAUAUGUGCCUUACUUGUUUUUGGUGAUUCCUUUGGGGCCGGUGACCCUAACCGGUCAGGAUUACGUGCUGGUUGAGAGCGGUUGCGUCUGCAAGCCAAGGAAUUUGGCGAGUACAGCAUCCGAAGCGCCUGUUGUGCCAAGCUUCUAAGAAGCAUUUCUAAUUCAGAUAUGAAACGUUGAUGAUAAUGUCCAAUAAUUUCUUCGAUGAAGUUCUCUAAAAUUAAAGGGAGAAACACGAAGAAGGAUGAGACAUGUGGAGAUAUAAUAUGAAUAUUGUGACGACGUAAAUGAAAAUUUAAAGGACCGACUCGUCGAUCGAAAUAGUGAACUUUUUCAGGCGAUCGUCGAAAUUAUAGGAAAAUGUGUUUGAUGGCAAACAAAAAAUAUGUACGCAAUACGCAUACUGUAUAAAGAAGUUCAAAUUUAACGUAAUUAAUUAAUAUUAACAAAAUAUUUAACUUGUAAGAAAAUAUGAUUAAUCUAUGUAAAACUAUUACAAAAUUAUCACGAGACUUUUAUGUUUUGUUGAUAAGGAUAUACAAAUCGUUUCUUCGCUCCUAUUAUUUAUAUAUACUGUAAUAAGUAAAAAAAAUUAUUUUUAUCGUAUUAAUGUGUCUUGGAAAAAAAAAUGUCAUAUUAUUUUUCGAAGUCAUAUAUAAAAGUAGUUGAAGAGUAAAGCAAUGAUAUUGUGGUAGUUUAAAAAAGUAAAUUGGAGCAAGCGACGUGGUCCGCGGAAUCUGGUCUCGGAAUUCACAAUCCAGUUCACUAGACUCGCCUCGAGCCGGUUUUAAGCAGGUGUAUCGUAGAAUUCAACGAUCUCGUAUAAUCGAAGUAUUCUUCAUGGAAAACGGGGAGUAAUUCUAACCGUAACUUUCACAUUAUUUUGUUUUGAAUAGUCGUUACAAUCUAAACGAUUAAUUUUGAUAUAUUCAUGUUCGGAAUAUAUAUUUCAAAUCAAGUUUGAAAAAGAGAGCAUGUUGCAUCGAUAACUUUCAUUGGUCGAUAAAGAACACGUAGCUAAAUGGUCUUAUCGAUAGUGUAAAGAACCACUUUCGAAUCUUGUCCUUCUUGAGGAAAAGUAACAAGUAAAAUAAAAGACAGGGUCAAAAGCAAUGAACUUGACUCAUAGCAUUACUAAAUCAAUGUUUCAGUCGUUUUUUAAGGUUAAGGUCAGCGAAAGUUGCAUAUGUUAUUUCAAACUUGGUCGGUAAAGAAGAACACUCUCGAAAGGAAUGAAAAUUUGUUGUUAAAUGUCUAUAAUUUAAUAUGAUAAUUUUAAACAAACUCGAGACUACGAUAUGCUUCUUUCGAUACAUUGAAUAUACUUUUGACCCUGUUUACGUCCUCGAAAGAGAACGAUGGUAAGCUGUACCGAUGAACGGGAUGGAUGGACGCUGACCGAAUCGACUUUACUGUAAAUUCCGAUGAGUGUAAUGUACCGUUACAACUUUGCGGAACCCUUCACCUCGAUUCGCGUCUCUUACAUUUUUAUUUCUCUUAAUUGAUAGUUUAGCUUCAUGUGAUUGUACCAUUCUCAACACCUGUUAACACGACUUUAAAUUCAUAUUCUUACUGAAAAGCACAUACAUAUUUCUUUUCUUACAUUCCAUCUUUUAUUUUAUUUAUUAAAGGGUGAAUAUUUGACGAAUAUACAAUUGUAAUAAUUAAUGGUUAAUAUUGAAGAAUCAUCUGCGUUGUCGAACGAUUUUUGAGAUUAAGUUUCGUCAAUAAUUUAUUUCUUUAACAUUAUGUUCCUGUUUAAAUACGUUUAAAAAACACGUUAAGAGAUCGUUAAUAAUCGGCUAACUUCAUUGCUUGUAGGAAAAUGAAGACAAGAAAAACUAUUAAUAUAUGUGCUAAUUUUUCUAUUGAUAAUUAUUGAAUGCAUGUAUGUA
This is a messenger RNA of Vespa crabro (European hornet), 2705 nucleotides long. RefSeq lists its product as uncharacterized. The coding region runs from base 272 to 958 and encodes 228 amino acids. The transcript is spliced from 6 exons. NCBI's taxonomy places the organism in Eukaryota, Metazoa, Arthropoda, Insecta, Hymenoptera, Vespidae. The record is from RefSeq and is a predicted model, not a curated record.